AGGGCGACACAGCGCCAUUACCCGGAUGAGACACAAUGCCGAGUGAAAUGUGCGGAAACAACAUGGAGUAGAUCAGAGGAACAGCGCUUUAGUUCUCAACAACGGUCAGGUAGGAGAUGAAGGUGAAGAUAAAGCAGUGGCAUGGUGUGGCUUCAUGGCUCUGGGUGGCCAAUGAUGAAAGCUGUGGCAUCUGCAGAGCUCCGUUUAACGGCUGCUGCCCAGACUGUAAAGUCCCAGGAGAUGAUUGCCCUCUGGUGUGGGGUCAGUGCUCACACUGCUUCCACAUGCACUGCAUCCUGAAGUGGCUGAACUCGCAGCAGGUGCAGCAGCAGUGCCCCAUGUGCCGGCAGGAGUGGAAAUUUAAAGAGGGAGAAACAGCAUGAGGGGAAAGAAACAAACCUGCAGCAUCAAAUCACUUGUUUUACUCUGAAAGUAAAAUUAUACUGUUUACUCCUGCUUACAUCUUUACACACACACACACACACACACACACAAACUAGCCACCACUACGCUAACUCGCACGUCACACGAGAAGGAUUUCAGUACCAGUGGAUUUUUCGUCCUUGUUUUCUCACCAACGUUUCAGAAACAAAAAAAACCAUCACAAUGCGUUCAGUGUUACCAUGACAACCACCACCACAUUUCUUUGCAGACACAAACAUCGUUGUCUGAUUGUCUUUUAAAUACCGAUUUCCAUUGGCCCAAAUGUGAUGUUGAAGAUUAUUGUGGCAUCACAACUAAUAUUGCAUAUGUAGCCCCGCCCCCUUGUCUUUCUUUUGUUUGUUUGUUUAAAUAUAGUUUUUUUUUUAAUGAAACAAAAAACGCUGACUCUGAAUUUCUUAAGGUGUUAAUACAGUUUCUUUUUAUUUGUUUUUCGGGAAAAUAAAAGAAUCUCCUGGUGGUUUUGGGGAAAGAACAGGACUGUGGUUAAAUCUGUUGAAAUAAAUAAACAAACGAGACGAACACGA
This is a messenger RNA of Silurus meridionalis, 968 nucleotides long. It is a transcript of the gene anapc11, whose product is annotated as APC11 anaphase promoting complex subunit 11 homolog (yeast). Bases 117 to 383 code for a protein of 88 amino acids. The transcript is spliced from 4 exons. Gene Ontology annotation, molecular function: zinc ion binding; cullin family protein binding; ubiquitin protein ligase activity. The record is from RefSeq and is a predicted model, not a curated record. Gene Ontology annotation, cellular component: nucleus; anaphase-promoting complex. Gene Ontology annotation, biological process: positive regulation of mitotic metaphase/anaphase transition; protein ubiquitination; anaphase-promoting complex-dependent catabolic process. Lineage: Eukaryota; Metazoa; Chordata; Actinopteri; Siluriformes; Siluridae.